Molecule: messenger RNA, 1587 nt
Organism: Phialemonium atrogriseum
Lineage: Eukaryota; Fungi; Ascomycota; Sordariomycetes; Cephalothecales; Cephalothecaceae
Exons: 3
Coding region: 431-1393 (320 amino acids)
Biological process (GO): shikimate metabolic process; chorismate biosynthetic process
Molecular function (GO): shikimate 3-dehydrogenase (NADP+) activity
Source: RefSeq, a predicted model, not a curated record
CUACCUGUAAAAAUGCACUUCCGCCUCAGCACUUGAACCCCUAGAGGUAUUGGAGGAUGCUCCCCUCAAAAAUGAAGCAGGGAAAUUGCGCCUAAGAGAAGGUGAUUUGUAGAGACUCCAUCCAGUAAAGGUGCUUUCGGCUAUCUGGUCCGCAUCUGCAGCUAUCCUUCCCCAUCCGAGAAAACCGCGUCAGCGGACCGAAAUACGGACGGAUCACCUCAAUAAUAAAGGCCGCCGGCCGCAGAGGCUACCCGCCUGAUCACCGCUGGACACUCCGAGGCAAACCAACUGACUCCUGCAUCUUUACCAUCCCUACCGUGCCUUUACUGCUUACCUAGUCAAGAAAAGACAAGGACCGCCUUGAGCACUGAAUAUUUGCGGCACCCCCUCGCCUCCAUACUCUCAGUCCCUCCCUCCCCCGCAGUCAGAUAUGGCGACAGCCACCACCGUCAUGCAAGACGAGAUGCCUCUGACGGCUCGCAUUGGAGAGCUGGACCGUCACGGCUUCCUCUUCGGCCAGAAGCUCGCCGCCUCCAUGUCUCCUUUGCUCCACUCGGUAGUCUAUCGGGAGCUUGGUCUGCGGUGGGAACAGAUCAGGCUCGACUCAACGGACAUGGGCCACUUCUUGAAGCUGAUGAAGCACCCCAAAUUUUACGGCGCAUCAGUCACGAUGCCCCACAAGGUCGCCAUCAUGCAGCACCUGGACGAGCUGACCGACGAAUGCCGCGACAUUGGCGCAUGCAACACCAUCUUCAUCCGCGACCUGCCCGACGGCCGGCGCCUGUUCUGCGGGACCAACACCGACGUCGUGGGCACGCGCGAGGCGUUCCUGCAGAACGUGUCGCGCCCGGCCGCGGUCUUCGAGGGCAGGCCGGGCCUGGUGGUCGGCGGGGGCGGCGCCGCCCGGUCGGCCGUGUACGCGCUGCGCAAGUGGCUCAAGGCCACCGACAUCUACCUGGUCAACCGCGACAAGGCCGAGGUCGACUCCAUCAUGGCGCAGUGCGCCGAGAGGGGCUACGGCGACGGCCUGGUGCACGUCGAGACGACCGAGCAGGCCGAGGCGCUCGAGGGGCCCGGCGCCGUCGUCGCCUGCGUUCCGGACUUCCCGCCCAGGACGGAGGCGGAGAGGCUGGCCAGGCGGAUCACCCGGACGAUGCUCCGCAAGGAGCACAAGGGCGCCAUGCUGGAAAUGUGCUAUAACCCGUCCCCCUACACCGAGCUCGGCGCCCUGGCGGAGGCCGAGGGGUGGCAGGUCAUCCUCGGUACUGAAGCCCUGGUCUGGCAGGGGAUUGAGCAGGACAAGUAUUGGACAGGUCGCCAAGCCAGCGAGCUACCAGUCAAGGCGAUCCAAGAAGUGAUCGCGUCCAAACUUGGGCAAAGACUACGGCUGUAGACUGAGGAGUUGGAGGUUUUGUGGAUAUUAUUAGUAUACCAUUUAUUGGAGUCAUUAGUCGACACAGCCGGGACAACAGGCAUUUGUAUUGCGCAGCUAGUGUGGCUUUUUUUGUCUUGUUACAACUACCAUUCUAGUCUAGAUGAAUAGAUGAGAUAUAUACCUAGAUCUGGUUGUCGGUGUGUCCACACUGC